AUGUCUGAGACUAUCAAGCCUGUCAAAAUCCCCGGCAUUGCCUGGGAAAUCGCCGCCGACAUUCACCUCCCACCCAACUUCGACGAGAACAAAAAAUACCCAGCCGUCCUCUCCGCCCACCCAAUCGGCUCCUGCAAAGAACAAACCUCCGGAAACAUCUACGGCAAAGCAAUGGCCUCAGCCGGCUUCGUCGUAGUCGCCUUUGACGCAUCCUUCCAGGGAGCUUCAGGCGGUACUCCCCGCUUCGUCGAGAACCCCGAAUUCCGCGUCUCGGAUUUCCGCUACGUAACCGACUAUAUUCAAACACUUCCCUACGUUGACCCCGAGCGCAUCGGAGUCCUAGGAAUCUGCGGCGGCGGAGGCUACGCAUUCAACGCCACAAUGACAGACUACAGACUCAAAUGCUGUGUCGGUAUUACCCCUGCGAAUUUCGGCCGGCUUGUUCGGGAAUCGUUUGGUGGUUUCGAUCCUGCCGGCGCAUUGGAGAAGAUGGCUAACCAGCGCACUCUUGAGGCGAGGGGUGCUGAGCGCUAUAUUCUUCCUUUCUUGCCGCCGACUGUUGAGGAGGCGAAGAAGAUGACGUCUGAUCCGGACAUCGUCCAAGCGACUGAAUACUACAAGACUAGUCGGGGUCAGAAACCGGGUGGUGCUACUAGUGCGCUUUUCUCGUUUAAUAGUGCUGCUGCUUCUUGGGAUGCUUUUGCUUAUGCGGAGGUUAUCAUGACGAGACCGUUCAUUGCUGUUAUUGGGAGUAUUCCGGGUGGGUUUGGUGCUUAUCGGGAUGGUCAUGAGAUAUAUGGGAGGGCUGCUUCUAAGGAGAAGGAGUUGUUGGAGUUGCCUGGUGUUACGCACUAUGAGCUUUAUGAUGAGCCGAAGGCUGUUAAGGCUGCGCUUGAGAAGGUCUUGCCAUUUUUGAAGAAGCAUCUUGGUGAGGCUCAAUAG
This is a messenger RNA of Penicillium odoratum, 942 nucleotides long. RefSeq names its product alpha/beta hydrolase. The record is from RefSeq and is a predicted model, not a curated record. Gene Ontology annotation, molecular function: hydrolase activity. The transcript has a single exon. Lineage: Eukaryota; Fungi; Ascomycota; Eurotiomycetes; Eurotiales; Aspergillaceae. Bases 1 to 942 code for a protein of 313 amino acids.